AUGAACAGGGCUGUAGCCACCUGCUGGAUACUUCUCCUGCUUUCAGCGUUCCUGUGCGAACAGGUGAUGUCCAAAGGCGGCAGAGGAGGAGCCAGGGGGUCAGCGCGAGGCAGUGCCCGAGGAGGCCGCACAUCUCGCACCCGAGGUUCCCCCGCCGUGCGGGUGGCAGGGGCAGCAGCAGCUGGUGCUGUGGUGGCACUGGGAGCUGGCGGAUGGUACGCAUCAGCCCAACGUCGACCGGAUGACAGCUCAGAGAAUGGAGAUGACUACUAUAACAACAGAACAGGCUGGGAGCUUUACCUUGCCAGGACAUCAAAUGCAAUAAUGCAUGACUCCUUUGCCACUAGACUGUAUGCUCUGCUCCUGCCAAUAAACUUUUGGAUGUACUUUGCCCCUUGA
Molecule: messenger RNA, 399 nt
Organism: Triplophysa rosa
Lineage: Eukaryota; Metazoa; Chordata; Actinopteri; Cypriniformes; Nemacheilidae
Gene: sprn
Product: shadow of prion protein
Exons: 1
Coding region: 1-399 (132 amino acids)
Cellular component (GO): membrane
Source: RefSeq, a predicted model, not a curated record